Messenger RNA from Orbicella faveolata, 1954 nucleotides. RefSeq lists its product as uncharacterized. Gene Ontology annotation, cellular component: nucleus. The record is from RefSeq and is a predicted model, not a curated record. Gene Ontology annotation, molecular function: DNA-binding transcription activator activity, RNA polymerase II-specific; RNA polymerase II cis-regulatory region sequence-specific DNA binding. Gene Ontology annotation, biological process: cell differentiation; positive regulation of transcription by RNA polymerase II. Lineage: Eukaryota; Metazoa; Cnidaria; Anthozoa; Scleractinia; Merulinidae.
AAUACGAAGGUGGUUUUCUAAGCAUCUAUAACGCUCGCAAGGUAGGGAGCUUUGGUGUCGUACUUAGCUAAUUGAGGUGAAUUUAUAUGAGAAAUCGCUCUCCUGUCGGGAGAAAGAGAGUCUCUGUUUGAACGUACGCGACACUUAAAAGGAGAAGCUUUUUAAAGAGCUAUCGUAGACAGGCAAACGGACAAAGUCAACAGCCCUGGGCGGUGAAUAAUACCCUUUUGAAUCACGAACAGUGAAAUAUCUUCUUGGAAAAACGCCAUGUCUGGUGUCGAGAGUCACGUUAAACGCCCAAUGAACGCGUUCAUGAUUUGGUCAAGUCGCAAGAGGCGGGAAUUAGCACGUGAAAAUCCAAGACUACAUAACUCCCAAAUCAGCAAGAUUCUUGGCUCGGAGUGGAGGAAACUCACCGAGGACGAAAAGCAGAAGUUUUUCGCGCAAGCCAAGCUGAUAAGCGAGUUACACAUGAUCGAGCACCCUGAUUAUAAGUACCGGCCAAAAAGGCGUCCAAAGAAGAAAUACUUGAAGCACAACUCCGCGCCCGUCAGCCAUGGUGACUCGUGCAGUACUUUUCUGUGUGCCUGCCAUCGGUCUUCCUCUUCGCCGGAAGAUUACAGGCAAGAGGGAGAAAGCGCACAACAACUGAACAAAAAAGAACUUUUGCAAGGAACAGAAGUAUCUAUAAAGAGAGAGGAGACGGAACACGCAAACCAAACUUGCAUUAGCGCUUCAGGAAAUGUCCCGGCGAAAGAACGCAUCCCGGAGAAUUACGAAAAGUUCUCGUUGCAAUCCAGGGCCUCACCUUAUGCCUUCACUCAAAGAUAUGACACCAGCAAAAGUUUCAGUGUGCAAGAAAAGGUCCGAAAGAGAGCAUUUACAGACGGCUUCAACGUCCGUGACGAGCGCCUGGCUUUGUCAAGAACGGCAGUACCGCCUGGUCAUUCCCCAAACUUUCAUCUAACGCCAUUUCAAAGCCAGUGUAAUUUCUUGCCAAGUCAUUUCUCUAGCGAAAGAGACACGGUGCAGUUGAUGCCCUACUCUCCCGUGAGAUGUAACUACUGUCCUCCUGAAGGAAUUACAGGCGAAGAAGAAUUCUCACUUUCCCACAGAGCGCCGUACGUUUUGGUUAACCCGCCGACAAAUCAAUAUUUCUACGGCACCAGGUGGUGAAAAAAACUGAGAAAACUUUAAGAAAACUGCACGCGAAAUCUUACGCAAGAGACAUUUUAAGCCAUAGUUUACAUUUCUUGAUCGCGGGGUUCCUUUGUUACAAGUUCAACAACAAUCUUGUUGAGGACAUUUUUAUUUUUAAUUACAAAAACUGACUUAUCCAUAAGGUUGGUUUGCAUGAAGUUAAUUGAGGAUUACAGCAUAUUGUUUAUAAAUUUAUUGUAAGAAAUAAUCUUUAACUUGGAGGACCACAGCGUUUUUGCUAACAACUACAAUCUUGCAAGCGCGUUUGAUUCAGUUCAUGGGUUUUCAAGAAACCCAAUUUGUAACAUAUAUUUGCACAUUCUAAAUCGAAAAUCUAUACGACAAUUGAAUAUCUGAUGAGGUUGCGUAAAACAAUAGCUUCUCGAUAGGCAAAGCUCGUGUCAUGAAGAGAAAGUGAAGAAAUAAAUCAUGCGAACAUUACUUGAAAUUCAGCCGUAGUUUCCCGAGUUUUAAAAGGAGUGUCCACGUUAAUAACAUUUUUGUAACUUCCACUAGUUCAAUUUCGCCGAAGGCAAUGUUCCUUAGCCAUUGUUAACACACAAUAUACCUGAUGGAUGGGCACCUUAACGGGUUCCAUUGUAUUUUCCAUUGUUUUUCGCGAAUAAAGCACAUAAACACGCGUCAAUAUCCACGACGGAGAGAUCUCAAUUUAGUUUUCAAUAUCUAGCAAUGAGAAAAGUUUUACGCGUUAGAUUCCUUCGGCGCAUCACUUUCCUCGGCUGCCACCAAAUUG